AUGGUGGAGUUUGCUCCCUGGUCUGUGCCCUGGGAGCGCCGGCUGCAGACGCUCUCCGUCCUGCAGUGGGUCUUCAGCUUCUUGGCCUUGGCUCAGACCUGCGUUAUAGUCUUCAUAGGCCUCCUGUUCACCAGAUUCUGGUUCCUCAGUGUCCUGUACGCAACGUGGUGGUACCUGGACCGAGACAAGCCAUGGCAGGGCGGCAGGCGCGUCGAGUUCCUGAGACGCUCCGCAGUAUGGAGGUACAUGAAGGACUAUUUCCCCGUCUCGCUGGUCAAGACCGCUGAGCUGGACCCCUCCCGGAACUACCUCGCGGGCUUCCACCCCCACGGGGUCCUGGCCGCCGGAAUCUUCGUCAACUUGUGCACUGAGGCCACGGGCUUCUCCAAGCUCUUCCCCGGCAUCCGCCCCCACCUGAUGAUGCUGAACCUGUGGUUCCGCUUCCCCUUCUUCAGGGACUACCUCAUGACUGGGGGGCUGGUUACAUCGGACAAGGAGUGCGCGGCUCACAUCCUGAACAGGAAGGGCGGGGGCAACCUGCUGGGCAUCAUCGUGGGGGGCGCCCAGGAGGCACUGAACGCCAGGCCCGGGGCCUACAAGCUGCUGCUGCGGAAUCGCAAGGGCUUCGCCAAGCUCGCCCUGAUGCACGGGGUACCCCUGGUGCCAGUCUUCUCCUUCGGGGAGAACGAACUCUUUGACCAAGUUGAGAACUCUCCGGGCUCCUGGCUGCGUUGGACCCAGAACCAGCUGCAGAAGGUCAUGGGCAUUUCCCUUCCGCUCUUCCACGGCCGUGGCGUCUUCCAGUACAGCUUUGGCCUUUUGCCCUACCGCCGGCCCAUCGCCACCGUGGUGGGGAAGCCCAUCGAGGUGCAGAAGAUCCCGCAGCCCUCGCAGGAGGAGGUGGACAAGCUGCACCAGCACUACAUCGACGAGCUGUGCAACCUCUUCGAAGCCCACAAGCUCAAGUACAACGUCCCCGAGGACCAGCACCUGGAGUUCUGCUGA
Messenger RNA from Pipistrellus nathusii (Nathusius's pipistrelle), 1005 nucleotides. The record is from the annotation of a GenBank genome assembly. Lineage: Eukaryota; Metazoa; Chordata; Mammalia; Chiroptera; Vespertilionidae.